Molecule: messenger RNA, 3704 nt
Organism: Clupea harengus (Atlantic herring)
Lineage: Eukaryota; Metazoa; Chordata; Actinopteri; Clupeiformes; Clupeidae
Product: receptor-interacting serine-threonine kinase 4
Biological process (GO): protein phosphorylation
Cellular component (GO): cytoplasm
Molecular function (GO): protein binding; protein kinase activity; ATP binding
Source: RefSeq, a predicted model, not a curated record
CAAGGAAGAGCUCACAGUAAACCAGGUGAGGGAGAGAGAGAGAGAGAGAGAGAGAGACGGUGGAAAGACUGGUGAAAGGAACUACAGAGGAUAUUUUUUUGAAAACCUGCUUCACAAACACACAUUGUUCAACAAGAAACAAGAAGAUGGAUGUGUUGGAGAACUCCCCAGGAAAUAUGGGGCUGCUGAAACUGUUUGACUCUUGUGAAUUUUUGAGCUGGGAAAAGAUAGGCUCAGGAGGAUUUGGCCAAGUGUACAAAGUACGACACGUACAGUGGAAGACAUGGCUGGCUAUCAAAUGCCCUCCGAGCUUACAUGUGGAUGACAAGGAACGUGCCGAGCUUCUGGAGGAGGCCAAGAAGAUGGAGGCUGCCAAGUUCCGCUACAUCCUGCCGGUGUACGGCAUCUGCAGCGACCCGCAGGGCCUGGUGAUGGAGUACAUGGAGAUGGGCUCCCUGGAGUCCCUGCUGGCCUCCGAGCCCAUGCCCUGGGGCCUGCGCUUCCGCAUCACACACGAGACGGCCGUGGGCAUGAACUUCCUGCACUGCAUGAGUCCUCCCCUGCUGCACCUGGAUCUCAAGCCAGCCAACAUCCUGCUGGACGCGCACUACCACGUCAAGAUCUCAGACUUUGGGCUGGCCAGGUGGAAUGGCUUCUCCCAGGCUGACGACAUAAGCCGUGAUGGCUUCUGCGGCACGAUCGCGUACCUGCCCCCAGAGAGGAUCAUCCAGAAGGACAGGGUCUCCGACACCAAGCACGAUGUGUACAGCUUUGCCAUUGUAAUCUGGGGAAUUCUGACACAAAAGAAGCCAUAUCAAGGGGACACCAACAUCCUCCACAUCAUGGUGAAGGUCGUGAAGGGGGCUCGCCCCGACCUGAGUGCGGUGCCCCGCAGUCGCCCCCCGGCCUGCGCCGGCUUCCUGGCCCUCAUGCAGAGGUGCUGGGCAGACUCCCCCAGCGACAGACCCAACUUCCAGGAGAUCACUUCAGAGGCAGAGGAACUGUAUUCCAGGCCAAGGGAGGAAAACAAAGGCUCCACCUUAGAGCUCCAUACCAGUCCCUGCUCCACACUAAGACCUGCUGACCAGGCCAAAGAGCAGAAGCCGGUGAGGCCAAAGUCCGCCAUGCUUCCCGAGAAGGACUGCAGCCUGUCGGAGCUGCUGAGUCAGAUCGACUCGGGGAUAUCACGCAGCUUCGGUCCCGUCAAGGAGGACCUCCUCCAGAGCAAAGACAACACCAGCAAGAGGCUGUCGGGCAUUUCCUCCGUGGACUCUGCCUUCUCCUCUCAGGGCUCCAUCUCACUCUCCUUCGAAAGAGAGACCGCUGCAAACGACUCUGGCGAGGUGCAGAGGCGUAAGCUGUGUGAGGCCAUCCGUACGGAGGACAUCACCAAGCUGAUGAAGAUCCUGCAGCCCCAGGACGUGGACCUGCUGCUGGAGGGCGGGGGCAGCCUCCUGCACUACGCCGUGGGCCUGUCCAACGAGGAAGCCGUCAAGUUCCUGCUGCUCAGCAACGUCAACCCCAACCUGCCUGACACGCGCGCUGCCACGCCCCUUCACCUGGCCACCGAGAAGCGCCUGAAGGGCAUCGCCGAGGUGCUGCUCAGCCGCAAGACCACCAACGUCAACGCCAAGGACGAGGACCAGUACACGCCGCUGCACUUCGCUGCGCAGAACGGGGACGAGGUGUUGACCAGGCUGCUACUGGAACGCGGGGCUUCCAUCAACGAGGCAGACGCCCAGGGCCGAACGCCCGCGCAAAUCGCCUGCCACCACGGCCAGGAGCAGGUGGUCCGUGUGCUGCUGAGCCGCGGGGUGGACGUGCACAUAAGGGGCAAGGACGACUGGACGGCGCUGCACCUGGCCGCCUGGCAGGGCCACCUGGGCAUCGUGAAGCUGCUGGUGAAGCAGGCAGGGGCCGACGUGGACGGGCAGACCACAGACGGGCAGACGCCGCUGCACCUGGCCUCCAAACGGGGCCAGUACCGCGUGGCACGCAUCCUGGUGGAGCUGGGCGCCAACGUGCACCUGCAGGCUGACGGGAUGCACACGCCGCUGCACGUCGCCGCGGAAACCGGCCACACCAGCACCUCGCGGCUCCUGGUGAAGCACGGCGCCGACAUCCAGGCCCGCACCGCCCAGGGACACACCGCCCUGCACCUGGCCGCCCAGAGGGGUCACGUACCCACCACCAGGAUGCUGCUAGAGGCCGACGCCGACCCGCGCAGCGUCACCCGGGCCCUGCGUACCGCCUGUCACCUGGCUGCCGAGGAGGGUCACUGCGAGGUGAUGAGGGUGCUGCUGGAGAGCUGGCCGGACGCGGUGAACGUGCAGGACGAGCACGGGCUCACGCCGCUGCACCUGGCCGUGCGCGGGGGCCACACCAGCGUCAUCUGCCUGCUGCUCAGCCACGGCGUGGAGCUGCCGACCUCCUCGCCCUCGCUCUCGCCCUCGCCCUCGUCCUCACCCUCACCCUCGGCUACCGCCUACGCCUCCCCCUCCCCGUGCGCUCACACAGGACCCAGGGAGGAUGCCUCUCAGCUGGGCGAGAGGAGCCCGGCACUUCAGCCGGCCCUGCCAGCUCUGCCGCUCCAGAGGAGGGUGCUCAUCCUAAAACUGACGGAGAAGGAGGCAGGAGAGUCGCCACAGGUGGGGAUGGGGGCAGGAGCACUGUGUUCCUCUGCUCAGUGCUGAGUGGAGACCCGGGAGGGGGGGGGGGGCAACCAGACACCACGGACAAUACAGCUAUCGCCCUGCUAAACAUAAACACACACACACACACACACAUACACACACACACACACACACAUUAGACACAUAGACACAGACAUACAGACAAGGAUAAAUACACUUACACACAAAUACACGAAUAUACACAUUCACACCCCUUGCAAAUGUAUGUAAUCAGAGACUGCAGGAAAAGCGGGACUCUUGGCUUGAGGGGGGGGGGGGGCAGUUGUGUGGUGGAUGGAUGUACAUAAUGUAAUUAAUUUGAUAAUGGCAUUCAGUAUGUAUUCUUGGAAAGAUAAAGCUUCACCAGUCACCUGCAAGUCGUUUGCUUUUACCACAAUGGAGACCAACUCUUUGUUUUUCUCACAGUGUACCUAGAAAAAAAUCUUUACUUUUUCUCAUCAGUUCAUUGUUAUUGGCCUUGUCCAAUUAUUUUUAAUCACUUUUGAUGGCCGACUAGUUAUAUGUGUUCUAUGGCCUCAUCACCCAAGUCACCUGUUUAACAUUUAAAGGUAUAAUGUAUCCUACUGGGCAUUUACCCACGUUCCACAGCCCAAGGUUGCCAUAGGGAUAUAGACCACUCUAGACGUCAUUUUAAAAAUGCUGUUACCAGCAGUAUUGACAAACUGACCGACUGUUAGGGCAAUGUGUUUAGGGCAAUGUGUUUAGGGAAAGUGUGUGUGUGUGUGUGUGUGUGUGUGUGUGUUUGAGAGAGAGGGGGGGGGGGGGAGAGAGAGAGAGACUAUAUGUAUGUGUGUAAUGACAAAUGCCUCAAAUUUGGCCAAAAUUAUUCCUCAUAUACAUUGUUUCUUUUAAAAUGUGCUGUGUUGUUUUUAUAUUCAUGCCUAAUUGUCAUUGUCUUUAAGCUAUACUUUUUGUACACAGUAUCUGUCUGACCAUGUAUCUAUAGUGUUUGCACAGUUUCACUUUUUUAUUCAUUGCAAAGUAAAAUCCCUUGUAUGUAUUUAAAGUUAA